UGUUUCACACUGUGGGCGAGAAAGAGAGGUGCGCAUGUAGGAAAAAAAUGGACUGCGCACUUUGGUCUCUUUGGCUUUAUUUAUGAAAACGUCCUCCUGCUGAUCAUGCUCGACGCCGAUGUUGGUUUCGCAUUUUUACGCAGCCAUCCAGCCUCUUCCUCCUCUGAUCAAACGGCGUCACAUGCAGCAGAUGAGCACUUCAGUGCUUCAGAUAACAUGUCUUUGGGUGAAUGCCGCAGCCCACAGCUUUUGGACCAGCACCGGAGGCCAGCAUGCCCAGAGGAGAGGACGUUUUUAUAACGCUUGCGAAUCAUAUUUCUUAAAUUUUGGGAGUUAACAUCAAUUUAAAGACGUGGCCAUGGGUGAUGAGAGUGGCUUUGCUCGGCAGGUGGAGAGUGUGGAGAGGAGCGUGGUGUUCCUCAGGCAGGAGCACCUCACUUUGCUCCACGGCCUCCACCUGGAGAUCCUCUCCCUGCAGAAACGAUGCUCAGAGUUGACGAGUGACCUGAAGGUGAAGCUUCCAGGCAGAAGCCAAAUAGAGUUACAGGAGGAGGAGGAGCUCCUGGAGGUCCGCUGUCAGGAUGUGGAGGACCGUCUGGCCGAGCAGGAGUGCACCUUAGGAGAGCUUCGUAAGGAGCUGGGUCACAAGGGGGUCUUAGUUGGAGCCCUCAGAGCCAAUCUCAAGGAAAAGGAGCGCCACUUCCUGGAGGAGCUCAAACGCCGCAGCCACUGCUCCACCAUCCUGAACACGGAGCUGCAGAAACAAACAGAGGCAGCAGCAUACCUCUCCUUCCAGCUGCAUGCUGCCAGGCAGAAACUGCAUCACCAGCGGAUGCAGCAGAGGCAGAGGCUCCUCGCCAGAGCCAGCAGUCAGGGCGCCCAGUACAGCGGCGAGCAGAACUCAGUCUCUCCACAGAUGCCACCAGGAGCCUCCCCAUCAUCUCCGGUGGUUAAACCCAAGCGCAAGAGCACUAGGUCAGCCUCGAGAGUGGAGCGUGCCCGGGAGUGUGUGCCGAUGGAGAAAGUGAUGGGCCCUGCAGAGCCCACAGCCAUGCCCGACCCCGCACUCUUCCUCCACCCCCGGAGGCACAGAGCCCGCUCCAGGCACAGUCUGGCACAAAGACCGCCUCCAAUGAGCCUGGAAAAGGAAGAUGAGGAGGAAGAAAGUGGGGAUGGGCCAGUGGAGCCCCAAGAGGAAGCUGCCAGGCUGGUGUCUUCAGCUGCAGCGCCCCCUGCUGCUGAGACCAAGGCAGAUUAGCAACUACUGUGACCUGUGCCCUAAAAUACAGUUUGAUUACUGUAAUUAUCUUCUGUCAGACUGUUAAUACUGUUAACUGUUGUUCUGCACCUUGACUGAAUUGAUACUGGGACUGGUUUUAGCUAUUGAAUUAUAGUACACUUAGCAUAGACACUUUUUUAAUAAGGACUUUGAUAUAACCUUACUUAAGAACUUGCAAAGCAAAACUCAGUAAGUGUCACUUUAAGUCGGUCUUAAAUGAAAUUAGAAUUAUCUGUUUACACUGGUGUCACAUGCUCUGUAUACUGUGGGGCCUUAUUUGAAAGCAAUCCCUUUUUCAUUUAUGGUGACGGUGAGGUUGACAGUGGCCCUGCCAACUGUGACUUUUCAAGGCAAACCAUAAAUCAUCCCAUGUGGCUAAACCUUUGUGUGGCCACUGACCGAGUCACAGCUGAAAAUAUCUGAGGUGGGGGGUCGGUCACAUUUGUGUGAGUCCGUCAUGUGAAAAAAUAUUAGUUUGAAGGAAGAAUGUUCACCUCACUUUGGAAACAACAGAUUAGAAACAGCCUUUUGCCUUUUUUUGACAGAAUUUUAAACACCAUGACUUCUACAUACCCAUCUAUUUUAUUCAUUGUAUUUGUAAUAGAUUUUAUACCUUAACCACAGAAAAUAUUAACAUGUGAUUGGCUGGGAAGUGUCUGUUAAAGUCAGGACACUUCAAACAUAGUUCCAGUGUUGUGUCAAAGUCUGUUUUCCUGUGUUUCCCGUUACUUUAACCAGAGCCCAACCUUAGCAGUAACACCUUUAACACUUAAACAGAUGUUUAUAACUAACACUAUUGGAAGCACUUAGCGUGCAAGAGUUUAACUGUUAGUUAGAUAUUAACUAUAGGCAAGAAUAAUUAUACUAAAUUCAGCUUCCUCUGCUGAAAAUCAACUAACCUCAACUUCAAAGUAAGUGGCCAUCAAAUAAAAUAUAUACAAUAUACUACAAAAUUAAAUCAUUCUGCUCUGUGUCGUUACCAAUCAGCAUAUUCUUUAUUUAAGACCAUAGCUCCAUCGUAAAAACACAAAAAAUAAAUUUUGAACAUCAACAAAUGAGAAUGCACAUUAUCAUAUAUAUCACAAAUAAUACGAUACACACAGAACAUCAGAAAUAUCAAUACAUAUCAACACAGAACAUUAUUAAAACUUGUCAGCAUCACUCUCAAAAUGCACAGCUGCGACAUCUCAUUAGUGCUUACACUAAGUACAGUUUUGUAAUUAACUUAUAAUUGUUUUUGCAACUAAAUACGAGAUAAAUAUAUCAGUUGUUGAUAAAAAUAGCUAUUUUUUUUCAAAGGUGAAAACCUGUUUUUCACCAGUUUUUUUUUCCUCUCAAUUUGCAAUGUUUGUUCUCGUAUCAAAGCCUUUUUGCAGGUGAAAGAUGACAGUAGUGUUAGCCACAUACAAACGUUGCCUCUAGCUGAACAACAGUAUAUAAACUGUAUGUUUAACUCAUAGACAGACACACACACACAUGCACAACACACACACGUACGCUGCUAUUACUCUGUACUGGCCACUUUGUGUAAACAAAUCCCAUUCAAGUGAUAAUCAGUUAGGACUUGUUGGACGGGGUGUUUCACUUAGGUGGGGUUUGUGUGCUUAGUACAAACUUCAACUUAUUGGUGCUUGAAGUUGUUCUGUUGGGGUUUCUUUUCACCUCAGGAAACAAUGGGCAAACAAGGAUAUGACUGUAGGUUUAGUCGAGGCUUUUUUAAGGGAUGGCCUGUUUGUAACCUGUUCCUUUCCCAUGUUGUCAAAACAAAUGCACAUGGUGGCCCCUAGCGAAACAAUGAGCCAACAGCAUCCUGAGAAAAAGUAGUGAAAGAAACUAACCAAAUUAUAGCUAAAGAAGAAGAAAAUCCCAUCACUUACUAGAGCGAUAUUACAUACUACUAACAGACUACCUAACCACAGUAACUAAUAAGACACUAUACAGACAGAGUGACCACAGUCUGGCAGACGUAUCUGCACAGAGAAGUCAGGCUGUGCCGUCACUGUGAUGACAGAAUUACACAGUCAAAACUACAGAGGUAUUAGAGAGGAAAUCUUUACAAAAUUUGAAAAAAAAAAUGCCCUGAAUACAGAAGUCUGGCAUAAAGGAAGAAAUGAGCCCUCGUUCUGGGAAACAAAAGUAAGAAUGCAAUGCUUGCUGCUAAAUAUGUCACUUCCUGCCACAUCUAAAGAGACAAACAGCAGGACAAAGACAUACAGACACAGGCAUUUAUGAUUACACUUGUACUUAACAUAUUCUACUUCAACGCAACCAUAUCCUUUAGAUUUAUUUAUAGAAGACUAAUGGCUAUCUUCUAUCAUCCCUACUAUUAACAUGUCUUUAUUUUAACAUUUCUUUAUUUUAUUAUCAAUAGAUUGACAGUUGAAUUGUUUUUGUUCAUCUUUCAUUGUUAAAGUGACAUUGAAACCAAUCUUCCAAUAUUAACUUGAUUACUUAUAUUACUAAUAUAUACAGUAUGUGUAUCAUUUAAUUUUAUUUAUUUAUUUCAUGAUAUAUUUUGUUCUAGUUAGGAAUAUUGUUUUUCACAUUAUUUUUAUUAACAUUGUCUUUCAUAAUCAUAAUUCUGCUUUGGCAACACACGAUGCCAAUAAAGUCUAAUGAAAUGAAAAGAAAAAUCUAAUGAACAGUUUAAUCAACUAUAUUUGAAUCUAUGAAAUUGUUUUCUUUUUUUCUUUUUUUUAUUGCUUACAUGUAUCAGUGCAGAAUAUGAAUUCAUCAUUGUCUAUUCAGCACCCCACUGUAUUUACUGCCUUAUACUAGAGAAGCAGGAGGGCGGAUUUCAGAAAUGCAAUGUCUACACAAAGAAGGACUCAGUUUAAAGCGUGGAAACUUUCUCCUUUUUGUUUCAGAGACAUUUUUGUGAGAAUAUAUUUGGGGAUUUGCAUAUACAAGUUUACUGUAAUGUCAUGUGGCACCUCAGUAAUUUUUGAUUCAAAGUUGUGUCAGAGUCUGUCUAUACUUGACUUAUCUGAGCAGCAGUCGUCGUUGUCUUUGAAACGAGCCUUCCUGUAAGACUGAAUUUAAUUGUGAUUAGUUGCUGUGCGGCUUCUCGCCCUCGACAGCUACUAGUUAGAAGUUCAGCAUUAUGUUUUAGCAGUAUAUCUUCAAUAAAGCAAUAUAUUAAUAUAUUUAUAUAUUACUAGUAGGCCAUGACAGCUGGUAUAAGGACACUUGAGGUGUUAAAAUAGAUUAUAUGAUUGUUUAACUUUGUAUUUUGUAAUUGUUGAGCUCUGUAUGUUUUGCUUAAUAUUUUUAUGAUGGAUUGUUUUAUUUUCAGGGUUUUGUUGAUUGUCACUGAAUCUUUACAUGAUUAAUUGUUGUGUUACAGUUUAUAGGAGGCAUAUUCAAGCAUGGAGGGACUGAUGAUAUGCUGCAUGUGUCGCUGCGCAGAGCGUUAACGGGCAUAUUGUUACGCUUCAACACUGUAGCACAAUGUGUCUGGAUAAAAAAGAACCAAACCGGUCGUAUUUUGAGCAAAAUGCAAAUGUGAGGAGGUUUUUCAUUCACCUCUAAGCUGGUAAGCCAUUAUUCGCAUGACUGUGUGCACUAUUCUUCCUCAAGUUUUAUAGGACAUUAGAGGAUAAAAGUACAAAUCUGUCUUUGCUGAAAAAACUGUUUUGCUCUCCAACAGGAAUCCUGAAUUUAGACUGUUAGACUUCAUGACUUCAUACAACUGAAACGGCAGGUAGAUUAAACUUUCCAUCCACCUUCCAUCAUCCAUUUAACAAGGUUAACACUAGGUUAGGCCAGCCGGUGGCAACCAACCAUUUAACAACCUGCAUACCACAUCGUCACAUUUUAAAUCUAUACUAAACAAUCAAAAUACUGGCUGCUGUGUGCAUCUCUGCUACAGUGUGAAUGACUCAGAGUCUGGUGGCGAUGUUUGUCUGCUUUGAGGGAAUUAAACUUUAAUGAGCCAAAGAGGCCCACCACUAAAAUUAACAUGACGAAGAAUGAUAAGAUGCCUUACUGAUGAUGUCUUUUCAUUCAUAUUUCAGCUAAAGGGAGUAAAUAUUCAUCCACCGAUCUGCUUUUUCUACAUUUCAGAGCAUAACUCAGCAUAUCUCACAUUAGUCAAAUAUAGCAAGAAAGUAGAUCAUUUACCCACAGAGAACGUCUUCCAUUUUUCUAAACGCCUGUAUAAUAACCCAAAGUUAAAAAAUAAUAAUGUCAACAGCAACAUUAUAUCUGUCAUUUUUACUCGUCCAGGUCUCGUCCUUGUGGUCAGUCCUGGUUGAGGUCAAACAAGUUCAUUUUCCAUCUUAGAAAACAUUUCAGCAGACUGUAUGUGGCACAGUAAAGCAUCUUGUUUGACAUGUUAUGUGGUCUUUAGCAAUAAUGCAGUAUGGUACCCACCAGAGAGUUAUUGCUCGGGGUUCUUGUAUGGGUUUUGGGUGUGCAUAAGCUGCUGACUGAUUACCGCAUAUACUGUGUUAGCUUCCUAUAGUGAUAUACUGUACACAUAAUUGGAAUAAAA
Messenger RNA from Scomber scombrus (Atlantic mackerel), 5774 nucleotides. RefSeq names its product coiled-coil domain containing 92Ba (gene ccdc92ba). The record is from RefSeq and is a predicted model, not a curated record. The transcript has 4 exons. Bases 359 to 1258 code for a protein of 299 amino acids. NCBI's taxonomy places the organism in Eukaryota, Metazoa, Chordata, Actinopteri, Scombriformes, Scombridae.